Molecule: messenger RNA, 2673 nt
Organism: Symbiodinium sp. CCMP2592
Lineage: Eukaryota; Dinophyceae; Suessiales; Symbiodiniaceae
Source: the annotation of a GenBank genome assembly
AUGUCAACGGCAGAACAUAAGCCUGAUGCUUACGUCCGGUGCUCCUGGAAUGGGGAAGCGGCGCGGUGGAACGACUUCACUCGCCGUGUGCGUUUGGCUCUCGAGCAGACGCCUCGAAAGCGCCGUCAUCUGCUUGGACCCCAGAUUGUCAGUCAGCUGACUGACCGCGCUUGGUCGAUUACCGGCAAUAUCGACCAUCGACAACUAUGCCGCCGCGAUAAAGUAGUCUACUUGCUCCAGUACUUGAAGGAGGCCCUUGGACGGCUUCCCGUGCCAGAUAUCGGGGUGAGGUUGGAAUCGCUUAUCCUCCGGCUGAAGCGUCAACCUCACCAGUCUAUGGCGACCUGGGCGGCCCACCUACGACAGCAGUACCGCCACCUACAGGUAGCAUUGAACAGAGUCCGAACUCAGGAACUUUCCAUUCCUCAGCGUUCGUCUUCGAGGCCAACGUCGUCUGGCGGUGGCUCGCCACAGCGCAGGGCCAGCAACCAAACUGAAGAGGAACCUCAUGCGGAGCAACCUGCAGGUGGCAGCGCUGAGGACGAGACGGAGACCGUGGGCCCCGCCGCCGCGGAAUCACCCACGCGAUCUUGGCCACGACGGAAGGGUCGCAGGGAGUCUGCCUCCGACAGCGAUACUUCUGCCAAGGCCCUUGAAGACCUUUCCAUCUGGGAAGCGAGGCUGUCGGUUCAGUCAGCAGCUGGAAACAGCCUGAAGCUCGAGGACAUUGAGAAGGCGCUGAGGGGAAUGGAAGACGAGCUUAUUGGUCAGGAAACCAUGGGCCGAGGCCACCAGAAGGGCGACUACCGAAGACGGACCUACUGGGUCGAGGAGGCUGGUGAGUGGUCUUUGAUCUUGGACAGCGCUGAGAUUGAGGAGUCAGUGGAGAAUGGUGAGACAAUCUACAUUGGCACCAGGCUUCCUCCUCAAGUAUAUCCGGCGGCUCAGUACUCCGGCGAAGAAUCCCCCUCGUCCGACAAUGUCUGGUGGAGCAAUCAGGACAAUGAAGCCAGCGCCGCUGGAUGGGAAGACACGUCGUGGUGGAACUGGGAGGACUACGAGGACCUCUUGACCCCCGAGGAGCACACAAGGCAAGCCGUGAAGGCCAGGAACCUGUCCCGUGGCUUUUAUCCCUUUGCUCCUCAGAACAAGUCGAUUGGAAAGGGACGAAAGGGGAAGGGGAAAAUCCCGAAGGGGAAGGGCCCCUCCUCCAUGGCCUCUUCGUCUUCUACACCUGUGAUGGCCAAUGCCGAUGACUCAGGGUUCCUGGGAGCUGCAGUGGGCCAACCGGGCUAUACGGGCUGCUUCAUCUGUGGAGCAAAAGAUCACGCCUCGGUCUUCACCGUGACUGCCGAGCUGGCCGAUGAAGCGGUAGAGGAUGUACCAGCCUUUAUGAGCCAGGGGGAAUUGUCCACUCAGGAGAUGGCUGGCUUCGCUGUGCUUGACACUGGGGCGACGGAGACAGUAGGAUCCCUUCCUGCAGUUGAACAACUCAUGAGAGCACGGCGCCAGCAUUUAGGGUGUGCUGAAGAAGUUCGAGUUGUGGAUCAACCGCCGAAGCGAUUCAAGUUUGGGAAUGGAGAGUACGCUUAUUCCGCCUCAUACAUCCUCUUACCCCAACAACUUGGAGCACAAGCCAUUCAGCUAGGAAUCUUCGCACUUGACGUCUCCGGUGUUCCCUUGCUAGUUGGCAUCCGUACUAUGAGAAGAUUAGGUGCUGUGUUGGACCUCUCCAGGUUCGUAAUUGUCUUCACUGCUGUGGACAUGAACCGAGCGAUUCCCCUAAGACGUUCACCCAGUGGGCAUGCGCUGCUUGACCUUCGAGGCGACUGGCUAUCCGGAGGAUGCCUAGUCUCAGAUCUGGGCAAAGACAUUACCUCGAUGCCGCCUCCUGAAGAAAAUUUCGUCGAGUCUGCGUACAUGUUGAGUGAUGGCGAUCAGGGGACAGGAGAGAGUCAUGAGCAGUCCAGUGCAGAGCCUGCUUUGGAAGCCGAGCUGCCGUGUCAGAGUGAACUACAUGGACAUGGGCAGCACUGUGGCUCCAGCCACGACAAUUCGAUGAGAUCCCUAUCGACCUUGACUGCCCUCGUUGCACUUCAUGGCCUCCACUCCGGCGAAGGCGGCAACUUCUUUGGUCAACGACUCCAAGACGAAGGGCAAGGGAAAACAAAACCCAAGCAGGAGAUGCUCCCGCUGGACUACGAUCGUCAGGAAGGUGUGGAUCUCCGGGAUCCCCGCGCGGCUGGCGGAUUGUGCAAGGGCAACCACACACCAAAGACGAGAGCCAACCAGUUUGCUCAGUGGACGGAGAUGAUCAAGAAUGCGGACCCCGAUGCCAAUUACUACCCGACCAACAAGGAGAUCAGCCUCACGGCGGCGGAGAACUCAGCUCUGCGGCAACUGGAACGAGCCCGGCGCCUACGGCAAGGGGACUCCAAGGCUUCCGUCACGAAGGAGGCGAUCGCGACCAAGGCCAAGGAACCUCAGGAGCCUCCCUCGGCAGCAACAGUGGCCAUCGACGACUCCGAGACGGAAGAGUCACCGUUGUCCCCGGGAACACUUGUGGUUCCACAGCCAGUGGACAAGGAACAGUUGCCUUCGCACCCGAGUCGGAAGGCAUCGAGGGCCAGCGAGACGAAGACAGAGCAGCUGGAGUAUCAAAACCGAUCCUGA